UGUAAACACCAAGCCUCAGACUCAGAGGAGAAGCUUGAUCCAUCUGACUCUGGAUGCCCCGGCUCUCUCGGCCUUCGCUCCACCACUCCCAGGCCACCCUCGGACCCUCCUCGCCGCUUCCAUGGCCAAGGCAAAGCUCUCGGGGCCUGGAUAACACUGGCACCACACCACCUGCACCACCUGGCCCCCCUCAACACAACACCGGCGCCCACUCCCAACCCUUGCUACCUGGACACCGAGGAGACCACCGAGCACUCCUGCGAUGGUGCUCUAUUCCGCCAUGUUAUCAAGAGUGGCGACGGUUGUGGUGGUGCGUCAAGCCAGCCACUCGGCCUUCAGACUCCCUCCAAUCAAGUUCCGUCACAGCGCACUCCCCUCUUCCAAGAAUGAAGAUGUGCCAGUCAUCACCUCACCUGUCAUCCAUGGGAAGGAGCCAGGCAGAGAGAGGAGAAGAGGAAAAGGAGAAGAAAGGGCACAGAGGAAACAAAAAUCAUUCAAACAACCCCAACCAAAACAGGAAAAGAGCUUAUUGGCGUGUAGAGAAGAUUCUAACACCAGCAAAAAUGAUGCAGAAUCACUUGUAAAUCCAAAAAAAAACAAAUAUACAACAAAACCAAGAACCAAAUUCACCACCAAAUCACCCAGCCAGUCGGUGGAGGACACACUCGCCAGCCUGGGGAUUAACGUCAAAGGGGAGAUCAUCUUUGGCAUCUUCCCCGUUCUCCUCGCCGUCCAGGCCAAGAGGAGGACAAUACACCAGUUAAUAUACAAGAGUGAGUCAGGAAACACCAGUGCCAAGAUUCAGAACAUACUGAACAUGGCGCAGAAUCAGGAUGUGCCAACAGUAAGCUUAAAACCUUCAGAAUUCAAACAGAUCUUCCAGGGCGACCAGGUCCAUCAGGGUGUGUGCUGUGAUGCCAGUCCCCUGCCGUUUCUUACCCUGAACGAGGAUUACCCAGAGGAGGAGGGAGAAGGUGGACAUGGGAAGCAGAAUGAGGAUGGUGUGAAGGAAAGCAGACACCAAAGAGAGGGAAAAAAAGAUAGCCAGCUAGCAGAAGAUCCGAACCAGAAAGGGGAGGAUAAAAGGCAAGGGGAAGAGGAGGCGAAAAGCAGACUGACAGAAAGAAUGAAGCACCAGAGAGAGGAAGAACAAGAGAGCCAGCAAAAGGGGAAGGAAGACAGGUACAUCACUCAAGCAGUAGAGAAAAAUAAACAGAGCCAGCAGGAGAACCAUCAAGCAGGGAUAGAGAGAAGGCAGCAGAAGUUGUGGCUUUACCUAGACCAGAUUCAAGACCCCAUGAACUUUGGCACAGUGCUGAGGUCGGCUUACUUCAUGGGUGUGGACAGAGUGCUGACUUCAGAGGCUUCCAGCACGAGGAUCACCAGCACCGUGAGCAAGGCGAGCGCUGGCGUGGCGGAGGUGUUCCCAGUUCACCAGGUUAAGGACCCCAUCCAGCUGGCAGCUUCCCUCACACGGACCGGCUGGGAGCUUGUCUCCUCCGCCUCGCCCAGUGGUGCUAGCGGCAGUGGAGAUGAGGAUAGUAGUGGUGCCGACCUCACGGAUGUCACCGCCUUCUACCCCAAAGGAAAUGUUCUGCUUAUUGUUGGUAACGAGGGGAAAGGCAUUUCACCUGAGCUUCAGCGAAUGUGUCACACGGUCCUCACCAUCAGCCCGGGACGCAGCCUCCACCCUCACCUCCAGUGCCUCAAUGUCUCCGUGGCCACAGCGCUCCUCUUGCACAGCCUCUGCCAAAAGCUGUCUUCUCGGAGGCCUUAAGACACCACUCCUAGCCUGAGUUGUGAGCGAUGGAUGUAGUGAUGGGCACAAGUGAAGACAAGAAGACGAGACAAGACAAGACUGAAGACGAGAACCGUGACGCUAACACAAGAAGCAGCCAAUCCCAGGGACACGUUUAUGAGGUGCUGGCAUCUCUACCGUCAAGGUGUGGGAUCCGUCAGGUGUCACAUCCACCUCUGCCAGCCUUGAGGAGGUGAUGCCUUGCACAUAGCCACAUGACGAUCCAGCUGUCACUCACGCUUCAGGAGUGGUCUGAUGGAGAAGAGAGAUGAUGUACAGUAUCAUGAGUUCCCAAGUCAGGAAUACAAGUGUAGCUUUGUUACUUCACGGCUUGCCUAAUGUGAACUUCCUAUGACAUGAUUAUAUAAAAGGGUUAUUUAUGAAUGUCUCUAAAUAAACUUCAGGGGCACUCA
Molecule: messenger RNA, 2211 nt
Organism: Eriocheir sinensis (Chinese mitten crab)
Lineage: Eukaryota; Metazoa; Arthropoda; Malacostraca; Decapoda; Varunidae
Product: rRNA methyltransferase 1, mitochondrial-like
Exons: 7
Coding region: 263-1777 (504 amino acids)
Biological process (GO): rRNA methylation
Cellular component (GO): mitochondrion
Molecular function (GO): RNA methyltransferase activity; RNA binding
Source: RefSeq, a predicted model, not a curated record